This is a messenger RNA of Erinaceus europaeus (western European hedgehog), 7817 nucleotides long. RefSeq names its product solute carrier family 4 member 8 (gene SLC4A8). Gene Ontology annotation, molecular function: monoatomic anion transmembrane transporter activity; solute:inorganic anion antiporter activity; sodium:bicarbonate symporter activity. Gene Ontology annotation, biological process: bicarbonate transport; monoatomic anion transport; transmembrane transport. Gene Ontology annotation, cellular component: plasma membrane. Lineage: Eukaryota; Metazoa; Chordata; Mammalia; Eulipotyphla; Erinaceidae. The transcript is spliced from 24 exons. The coding region runs from base 109 to 3231 and encodes 1040 amino acids. The record is from RefSeq and is a predicted model, not a curated record.
CCAGAUGAAGAAGCUGUGGUGGAUCAGGGUGGGACCAGUACAAUUCUCAACAUUCACUAUGAGAAAGAAGAGUUGGAAGGUCACAGGACUCUGUAUGUGGGAGUUCAUAUGCCACUGGGACGGCAGAGCCAUCGGCACCACCGAACCCAUGGCCAGAAGCAUCGGAGACGAGGGCGGGGCAAAGGAGCCAGUCAGGGAGAGGAAGGCCCCGAGGCUCUGGCCCAUGACACGCCAUCUCAGCGUGUUCAGUUCAUUCUUGGCACUGAGGAAGAUGACGAGCAUGUGCCUCACGAGCUAUUCACAGAGCUGGAUGAGAUCUGUAUGAAAGAGGGAGAAGACGCUGAGUGGAAGGAGACAGCCAGGUGGCUCAAAUUUGAAGAAGAUGUUGAGGAUGGGGGAGAACGCUGGAGCAAGCCUUACGUGGCAACGCUUUCAUUGCAUAGUCUCUUUGAACUAAGGAGCUGUCUUAUUAAUGGAACGGUUCUUCUGGAUAUGCGUGCAAAUAGCCUAGAAGAAAUUUCAGACCUGAUCCUAGACCAACAAGAACUGUCCAGUGACCUGAAUGAUAGCAUGAGGGUUAAAGUGCGGGAAGCCCUCCUUAAAAAGCAUCAUCAUCAGAAUGAAAAGAAGAGAAAUAACCUCAUUCCCAUUGUUCGCUCCUUUGCUGAGGUUGGCAAGAAGCAGUCUGAUCCACAUUCAAUGGAUAAAAAUGGUCAAACUGUGUCUCCUCAGUCUGUUCCAACUACACAUCUUGAAGUAAAAAAUGGAGUGAAUUGUGAACACAGUCCUGUAGAUUUCAGCAAGGUGGACCUUCAUUUUAUGAAAAAAAUACCCACUGGGGCAGAGGCCUCAAAUGUUCUGGUUGGAGAAGUAGACACUUUGGAUCGCCCCAUUGUUGCCUUUGUAAGGCUAUCCCCAGCUGUCCUCCUCUCAGGCCUGACAGAAGUGCCCAUACCAACCAGAUUUUUGUUUAUCCUACUGGGUCCAGUAGGGAAAGGCCAGCAAUACCAUGAGAUUGGCAGAUCUAUGGCCACCAUCAUGACAGAUGAAAUUUUUCAUGAUGUGGCAUAUAAGGCAAAAGAGCGAGAUGAUCUCCUGGCAGGUAUUGAUGAGUUCCUCGACCAGGUGACAGUACUACCUCCAGGGGAGUGGGACCCCUCCAUUAGAAUUGAGCCACCCAAAAAUGUCCCUUCUCAGGAGAAAAGGAAAAUGCCUGGAGUUCCAAAUGGAAACAUUUGUCACAUAGAACCAGAACCACAUGGAGGCCACAGUGGUCCAGAACUUCAGCGCACAGGGCGGUUAUUUGGGGGCUUAGUGCUGGACAUCAAGCGAAAGGCCCCUUGGUAUUGGAGUGACUACCGGGAUGCACUCAGCUUACAGUGCUUGGCUUCGUUUCUGUUCCUGUACUGUGCUUGCAUGUCACCUGUCAUCACCUUUGGGGGAUUGCUUGGAGAAGCCACUGAGGGGCGCAUAAGUGCAAUUGAAUCCUUAUUUGGAGCCUCCAUGACAGGAAUUGCUUAUUCCUUGUUUGCGGGACAGGCUCUCACCAUUCUAGGAAGUACUGGGCCAGUCCUUGUGUUUGAAAAAAUUUUGUUCAAAUUCUGCAAAGACUAUUCUCUUUCAUACCUCUCACUGCGAGCUUGUAUAGGACUGUGGACCGCCUUCCUGUGUAUUGUCCUUGUGGCAACUGAUGCCAGUUCCCUUGUCUGCUACAUUACCCGCUUCACUGAGGAAGCUUUCGCCUCCCUGAUUUGCAUUAUUUUCAUCUAUGAAGCAAUAGAAAAGUUGAUUCACCUGGCAGAGACCUACCCUAUCCACAUGCACAGCCAGUUGGACCACCUUAGCCUGUAUUACUGCAGGUGUACUAUCCCAGAGAAUCCUAACAAUCACACUCUACAGUAUUGGAAGGACCAUAACAUUGUGACAGCAGAAGUUCACUGGGCUAACCUUACUGUCACUGAAUGCCAGGAAAUGCAUGGAGAGUUCAUGGGUUCUGCGUGUGGCCGUCAUGGACCUUACACUCCUGAUGUGCUCUUCUGGUCCUGCAUUCUCUUUUUCACCACCUUCAUCCUUUCAAGUACCUUAAAGACAUUUAAGACAAGCCGCUAUUUCCCAACCAGAGUACGCUCCAUGGUGAGUGACUUUGCAGUUUUCCUUACUAUCUUCACUAUGGUGAUUGUUGAUUUUUUGAUUGGAGUUCCAUCACCAAAGCUUCAAGUUCCCAGUGUGUUCAAGCCAACAAGGGAUGAUCGAGGGUGGAUUAUUAGUCCCAUUGGCCCCAAUCCCUGGUGGACUGUAAUAGCAGCAAUUAUCCCAGCACUUCUCUGUACUAUCUUAAUAUUCAUGGACCAGCAGAUCACAGCUGUCAUCAUUAAUAGGAAGGAACACAAGCUCAAGAAAGGCUGUGGCUACCACUUGGACUUGUUGAUGGUGGCCAUAAUGCUGGGUGUCUGCUCCAUCAUGGGCCUUCCCUGGUUUGUGGCUGCAACUGUCCUGUCUAUCACACAUGUGAACAGUCUCAAACUGGAAUCUGAGUGCUCUGCUCCUGGAGAACAACCUAAAUUCUUGGGUAUUCGAGAGCAGAGAGUAACAGGUCUUAUGAUCUUUGUGUUGAUGGGCUGCUCAGUCUUCAUGACAGCUGUAUUAAAGUUUAUCCCGAUGCCAGUCCUCUAUGGAGUUUUCCUCUACAUGGGUGUUUCUUCACUACAGGGAAUUCAGUUCUUUGAUCGUCUGAAGCUCUUUGGGAUGCCUGCAAAGCACCAGCCAGACUUUAUCUACCUUCGGCAUGUGCCACUACGCAAAGUCCAUCUCUUCACCCUGAUUCAGCUGACCUGCCUUGUCCUGCUCUGGGUCAUCAAGGCAUCUCCAGCUGCCAUUGUCUUUCCAAUGAUGGUUUUGGCCUUGGUCUUUGUCAGAAAAGUCAUGGAUUUCUGUUUCACUAAGCGAGAGCUGAGCUGGUUAGAUGAUCUCAUGCCUGAAAGUAAAAAGAAGAAGCUGGAUGAUGCCAAAAAGAAGGCCAAGGAGGAAGAGGAGGCUGAGAAAAUGUUAGAAAUGGGAGGAGACAAAUUCCCCUUAGAGAGCAGGAAGUUACUUAGUAGUCCUGGAAAGAACAACAGUUUCAGAUGUGACCCCUCCGAAAUUAAUAUAUCUGAUGAAAUGCCUAAAACCACGGUCUGGAAAACUCUCAGUAUGAAUUCUGGAAAUACAAAGGAAAAGAGUCUCUUCAACUAAAAGUUUUUGCUGGGAUGGAAGAUUUGGACCAUGAGGUGCCUCAAGGAAGUUCUGAAAACAGAGAAGAUGGUGAGUCUCUCAAAGAAGAAGCAAGACCAUUGUCUGACUAUGUCUUUGCUCAUGUCAAAGCCAUAAUGAAGCAUUCAGUUAUUCAUGGCGUGUGUGGGAGGGCAUCCAGCUAUCCCCAUAGCAUCCGCCCAUCACCAAAUGUGAAUGUGUAAGAAGACCAUCUCCUGUUGGUACGUCUCUUCCUUCUUUUUCAUCAGAACUGCCACCAUUGAAGACCCAGCUUCCCAUGUUUAAGACAUUUUCCCUGAAACUCUCUGCUGGUCUGCUGAGCCAUCUGGAUCCAUUCUGCCACUAAGAAUUUCUUUAAUGAAGUCCCUCUUCCUAAAGGAUGGGGUGGUGGAGCAAGAGAAGAGCAGAGAGAAAAGGAAAGAUUCUUAAGUCUCAUAGAAUCUGCAGACUCCUAGGCAGUACUGGGCCAGGGUUAUUUUAUUACUUUUUUUUUUUUUUGUCUGUCUACUCUGAGGGAUGCUGGUCAGACUCAGAGGCUUUCCAGGAGGUUUUGCUACCAGGAGGAUGAGGCAUCUGGGCAUUGGUAGUGCCACCUCCAUAGUUAGGAAGAUGCCACUGACUUUGGGUGCACCUUCAUCACUUACUAAUUACAGCUUGCAUACCUCAAUGAGAACCUUGGAUGAUGAAAGGGCCAAGAGGGACACUAUUUAGUUUAGACAUGAAAAGACUCAGGGGAAAAUCAUUGCUAGUAGAGGAUGAAUAGCCUCUCAUGGUUUCACUAAGGAGAGAUUAGAGAAUGAACUUAAAUUACUACAGAAGGAUUUGGGGUAGAUACUAGAAAAGGUUUCCUAAAGAUUUGUCAUAAUGUCUGUUUUGUAGAUACCUAAGAGAAGUUUGAUAAUAGUUAUAGGAAGGGAGAUAAGGUGUUUUUAUUGGCCUUGUUGUGGAAACAUCCACGACUUGCGGCUGUCUCUUGAGGACAUACUCUAAUUCCAUUCCUGGAGACAUCCAAGUGCUUAUGUAACAUCUACUUAGUUGCCUUAGUAGUGAACCAUCAGCUCAAUGGACCAAAACUACCAUCAGCCAUGAGGUUUCUUCAUCAUUUUAAAUUUCUUUUUGUUGGUAACUAUUCUAGUUCUCAAAUAUAGAAAGCCACACUGGAAACUGAGCUUUUAAGUGGGGAAAUUAAUUUUGACAUUGACUUUAUGGUGAUAUUUAUACUCUCUGCAAUGAGUAUCAAGGGCUUGAGAUCCAGUAUGUAUAGACAUUCUCUUCCUCUGUGCACAGAAAAUGAGUAGUAAGCUUGACAGUAUGCAGGGAAUCCUAUUCCAUGAGUUUUACAUGGCAGAAAAUCUUCAUGCAUUGGAUGAUCACUGAACAUGCUUUUCUUUUAUAGAUGAAGGUUGGCUCUAUCACUUUGUUCAAUUUUGCAUUCCUUGGACUCUUAAAAUGUAAUUCUGUAUUCUAGUCUUAUGCUAAAGACCUUUGAUGUUGAAGGAGUCAUGCACUUCUUUAAUAUCUCUUAUUUCUUGGAACUACAAUUACUUUAGUAGACAGAUAAUUUUCAAAAUAUUUAACAACUGGCACAGGGUGGACACCAGCCACUCAGAAUGGAUACCUGCUGUGAGCAAGCAGUAUGUAGGCUGAAUCAUUGCCUAUUAGCUGAACACCACACUGCUUUCAAAUAUUAAAAUGGCAUAUCCAUUUUAAUUAUGGGUAGUGUUCUAGUUUUAUCUAUUUCCUACUCACAGGACUGUUUUAGGGGGUAUCAGUAGCUUCUUUUCAUAUGGUGCAGAUAGAACCAGGGAUACUUCUUUGAACUUUGAAGGAUAUCAGCAUAUUUAUGUGCCAGACUUUCACAUCUUAUUCUUCAGGAUAAAUGAAUAAUUGUACCCAACUACCUAUCUAAUUUAGGAAAGGCAAAAGGAAGCCUGUUAAUGGGGAAAGCUUUCUUGCUGACUUUUCCUGUCUCUAUCUCCUUGGUCUUGCCUCUUUUUUUCUUCUUUGCUCCUUGAGACUAUCUCCCCUUUCUUCUUCCAUCUUGUUUGCCUCUCUCAUCUUUUUGUAGGGAGCUUAGUGAGUGCUUGAUCUGUUCCCCUACCCCAGAAAAAAAGAAUGUAACAGAGAAGAGUUCAUCAUGCAACAGAAAGGAAUAACACCAUCAUUCAGAGAAUCUUUUUCCUAAUACAUCAUGUUUUAUGAUGCCUUGUAUGUGGUUAAGCUUCUUGAAAGGAAUUGUCUUUGUUAAUUCUGUGUACUCAGCUAUAGGGCUACAUUUACACUUUCUAGUUCUUCCCAGGCCAGAUGCUUCUUGGUUACUGUGCAUUUGGCAUGUUCUCCACUUUUGGAGAUACUAGAUUUUCUCAAGCAAUAGCUUAACAUCUGCUACAUAUCAAUGAGAAGAAGCAUCCCCUACUCUUACUCUCUUUCCCCCCAACUCCUGUUAAGCAUUUGACUGUAGUCCUGGAUGCUUCCUUGCCCAGAUCUGUGACUGGUGACUAUGACAUAGAGCUAGUCUGGGAAAUGUUUAGGGUAGGAACCUGGGAGUAGAGGUGAAGCACCAGCAGUGUGGUCUAUGCAUUUACAUAUACAUGGAUGUGUUAAGCAAACAGAUUUACCCAUUAGAUUUUAUCACUAUUAAACAGCUUUGUGCACCUAACUGUGAGGACAUUCUCCACAAACGGUCACUCUCCCUCCUAUAGGUUCCUAUCUGAGGCUUCUCUAAUAGAAGACCUUCAGAACAAAUAUUAUGAGUCUACUAAAAAAAGGUGUUUAGAUUCAACAUUAAAGAGAAAGUGAUUUGGGGAUGGAAAGCAAAGUAGGAAGUUGAAUGAUUUCUAUGCCUUGGUCUGCUUGGGCUUGCCUACAAGUGGCCUGCCUCUAUGCUGACAAGGAGAGGUUUCAGCAAAGGUUUAAAAAUGACAAUCCAAUGGCCUAAUGACCUGUAAACAUAGGAAGGGAGGAAGACUGGAAUAUUCUAGAGGUUGAAGAAAAUGAUGAUGAAGAGUUGCUCUAGAGAGAAAGUAGAAAUAUGUUGUGAAAAUUUCAAAUAUGUUUCAUGUCAAAUAUGCAGGCUAGUUCUCUCUAGAUAUACAAUGAUUCCAGAUUUUCAUGAUAGGAUCUUCAGAUCUGGUCCUAUUCCCUUCUCCUUGUUCAUGCAAAUCUCCCACUAGGGAAGAGGGGCAAUAGCCAUGUAUUUCCAAAGACAGUGUGAAUAGUUGUUUCUCUUUGUCUGAGAUGUGAGUGGCUUUUAAAUUCAUCAUGAGUGGUUUAUUAAAAUCUAGUAAAUGCUAGAUUUUAAAUAGUAAAUCCUCAAACUUGGUUGACAUCUCAGGCUUUGAAACAUGACCUUCAAGAGAUCUCUUGGUUUUAGUAUUCUGCUUUCUAGUUAUCCAAAAAAGGCAAUUCCAAGUUUCAUUGUAUUUUCAACCUACUCAACUCUGCACAUUUCCUCAUCACAGAGGAGUUGACUAUUGUCCUGUCAAUUUCACUGUUAGGUUCUCCGUACACAGGAGUGACUUUCCUUUGAAUUGUAUGCUUUUUCUGCUGCUUCAUCAACUUCUCUAAAUCUCUUUUUCUUUUCUUUCUUUCCUUCUUUCUUUCUUUCUUUCUUUCCUUCUUUUUCUUUGCAAGAGAGUCGCACAUCAUCCUAGGAAUUGAAACUCUCUUUGCCAGUUUGUUGUCACAUUUUCCUCAGACCUCAGGUUUCCAAGCCACAUCCUGGCAGGACCUUUAGGGUCCCUCUAUUGCAUGUCCUCAGCCUGCCUUCCUUUUCUUUUGUAAACCUUUUAUUUUAUUUUAUUUUAUUUUACUUUUGGUAAAGACAGAGAAAUUGAGAAGGAAAGGGGAGACAGAGAGCGAAAAAGACACCUACAGCACUGCUUUGCCACUUGUGAAGCUUCUCUGCAGGUGGGGUGGGGAUUUGGAACUUGAACCUGGGUCCUUGCUUAUGGUAACAUGAGUGCUUAAAUGGGUGCAUCACCACCUGGCCCCUCUUCUUUACUUUCAUUUGGGAGCUGUUGGAGAUCCCACAGACAGAAAUCAUUCCUAUGGAACCUGCUGACCAAGUGAUACAUCAUUGCAUCACCCCCACCCCCAGCCCUUUACUGAAUUGACUUCUUCAUGCAUCUUUUCCUCCUUCAAGAACUCCUUCAUCCUUUCUGUUUUGUCUUCAAUCCUUCAAGUUCUCCUUGGAAGGAAGAAGUUCAUGGUGAGAUGUUAUAAAAACCAUCAUCAUUUGGGCAUGAGGAGAGAUAUGAAGAUAGCCUGGGUUUUUGUUUUUUUUUUUUUUAAAUUUAAUUUAAUUUAUUUAUUCCCUUUUGUUGCCCUUGUUGUUUUAUUGUUGUAGUUAUUAUUGAUGUCGUUGUUGUUGGAUAGGACAGAGAGAAAUGGAGAGGGGAGGGGAAGACAGAGAGGGGGAGAGAAAGACAGACAGACACCUGCAAACCUGCUUCACUGCCUGUGAAGGGACCUGCCUGCAGGUGGGGAACUGGGGGCUCGAACCGGGAUCCUGACGCCGGUCCUUGAGCUUAGCGCCACCUGCGCUUAACCCGCUGUGCUACAGCCUG